AUUUUAUCACGCACGGACGUCGGUUUUUAAUUUACAUGGACGAUCGAAACUUCCGCGCGAAAAAAAAAGGUUUACAGAAAAUAGAAGGUCUGGAGUACCCCAUAGUAACAAUGAUGUGCUUUAGCUAGUGACACUGACCAGUUUGUGGUAGGGUGCAAAUGUAUCACAUAGCAUCAUAGAUAAUGGCUGACAAGAUAGCUGGUGUUGAGGCUGCAGCGAAAAAGGUGUUGACCCGUGCUGUAGAACUUGAUGCCAGUCGAAGGUUUGAUGAAUCUGUCGUCUGUUAUCAGGAAGGAAUCCAUCUUUUGAUGGAGGUUCUCAAAGGUACCAGUGAGCAGACAAAGAAGAAUGCAGUAAGGAAGAAGGUAGAGGAGUACAUGGGCCGAGCUGAACAAAUAAAAGUUCAUGUUCAUGAGGUCAAAGAAGCUGGGAAGUCACAUGAACAGAUCCAGAUAGAGGAGUAUUCUACUGGACAUGGGUUUGAAAGCUUGUUCGGGAAGUACCUGGAUGGGUUCCUGACGGAGGUCCAGAUAGAAGACCCUUACAUCAGAACAACACAUCAGAUCUACAAUUUCCUGCGUUUCUGUGAGAUGUUGGUAAAGAGUGGGUCUCCUGUUAAUACAAUUCGCCUCUUCACUGGCAGGGAUGAGAAUGAAGACUCAAGAAAACAGCAACACAACAAGCUGGCACAGAUGACGAAGAGUCUACAGAAUCACAAAAUCCAACUGGCGGUGGAAUAUAACGAUGCUCUACAUGACAGGGAGAUCAGGUUCAAUAAUGGCUGGGUUUUGAAAAUUGGACGUGGACUGGAUAUAUACAAAGCUACGGAAUCUAAGUUUACUGUAGGAUUUUGUGACUUUGACCUUCGACCUUGCCACAAAACUACUAUUGACAUUUUCCAUACAAAUUAUUUGCACAAGACAGAAAAUGGGUAGUUACUUGUGAUGUCACCAGAAGCUGUGAUUUGUGAUGUCACCAGGAACUUGUCAUAAUUGUUUUUUGGUCGUAGCUGAUUAAAAAAAAAAAGGCUGACAUGGUAAUCAUGGUGUUAAAUUGUGAUGGACAUUGGAACAGUUGUCAGAUGUUCUUUAGUCCAUAUGAUGUCAUCACAUUUAGUGUAAUACAUGUGAUGUCAUCAUAUCUUGUGUUAGUGAUACAUAUGAUGUCAUCAUAGCUUGUGUAGUAGUAAGUACAUGUGAUGCCAUCAUAUCUCGUGCAAUACAGUGAUGUUUUCAGUUACAGGGUGAGAAAAAUAGUUUUUAAAGCACUCCUCCAAGGGAUGGGACGAGUGCCUCUUGAGAACCACUCGUCCCAGAACUAGAAUCAUUCGUCCCUCUGACUUCUAAUUUUCAAAAAAACACACAAAACCUGUGUAAAUAUGUUUUCAAAAAAUUGUUUUGAUUAUUAAUUUGAACUGUAGUUUUGUGAACAUUUCAUAAAAAAAAAACGAGUCGGUAUAUCGUUCGCUUCAUCAUGGCCUAAUAGGAACUAACAAGUCGGUUCUAAUCAUUAAAACCUUUUUUCGGACUUUGUUUGAAAUAAAGUUUAAUCAUGUAUUCCCCUGUGAUACUUUAUAUCAGGUAUUAGAAUACACUAAAACAAGAUAUAAAAGUGUUCAGAAGCGUGACUCGCUUGUGUUCAAGUUAAGUAUUGUCAUUCUGAAUGCUGUCAAAAAUUGUCAUAAUUGAUAUGAUACCGGGUUCGGAUUUAUUUCUGUUAUUUACUUGUAUUAGUCUCGCCCUUCUUGAUCAUAUAAACACAUCGUUAUCACGAGUACAUAGACGCUUCUGCAGAUCAUUCGCGGAGAGAGGGCUCACUGCUUGAUGGAACUAACUUUAAGUAUAUCUUAAUUUGUUUAGAAAAUUCUAUAGAAUUCGUGAAAUAAAUGCCAAAGACAAUAUCUAUAAACAUGAUUUUAUAUAUUUAUUUAUUUUUUUAAAAUUUACUCGUCACCAGGGAUGAGUGCACGACAACAUUCACUCGUCCCGCGCCAAAUUUAACUCGUCCAGGACGAGUUAACGAGUGCUUUUUUUGCACCCUGAGUUACAAGUACUGCUGAGUAAUUAUAGAAUGCGAUGCUCACAUGAUGUGACAUGAUGUAGCGUUAAUCCUGUAACAAGAUGUAGCGUUCGUCAACCUGUUAUAAUUAUCUGAUGACGCCUUCAUCCUGGGACAUGAUGUAGCGUUUGUCCUGUCACAUGAUGUACGUCAUCCUGUCACAUGAUGUAGCAUUCGUCAACCAGUUACCUGAUGACGCCUUCAUCCUGGGACAUGAUGUAGCGUUUGUCCUGUCACAUGAUGUACGUCAUCCUGUCACAUGAUGUAGCAUUCGUUAACCAGUUACCUGAUGACGCCUUCAUCCUGGGACAUGAUGUUGCGUUCGUCAACCUGUGACAUGAUGAAGGUUUUGCGUUAAGCUCUUGCAUAUUUGUACAUUUCUGGCAAACUAUAAAAGCUAGAGCAACCAAACUUAGGUUGUAUAGCUGAAUGCAUUGCACUCUGUACCAGCAUUUCUACAAGCUUUGUAAUUGUUGGGUAAAAACCUCAAAGUUCUAGACAUAGAGGAAAAUCAAUGAAUUUCAUUAGUCUCUUAAAAUAUAUCUACGAGAAUCCAUGUAAAAUUCCUAUGAUAUUAACAAUUGUAAUUCUUGUGUUAUCAAAACUCUAUUGGAAAGUUACUAGUUAAUCUAAAAAUAUUAAAAUGUAGUACAUUGUAUUUUAUUCGUAUUAUUUAGUUUUAUGGUGGCCUUAUUCACAAAACAGGUCUAUUUUGUAUUAAUUAAAGAGUGGAAGUGAGACUACAGAGCAAAUUUAAAGGUUACUAUCAUUGUCAGCAUCGCUGUCCAUAUCAAUGUUCAGUAGUUGUGUUUUUACCUGUUUCUCAGAAAGUACAUUGUACAAUGUUGUAUUUGUUAGGUCAUCUGACCUGAAGGGUGCUCCUUAGCCCCAAAGCAGAUUACUACCAAAUUUGAUGUGAAACAUCAUUGGGGAGGGCGAUAAUAUUUUAUAUAAAUGACUGGUGGGACCCAAUGGGCCCCGAGAGGCUGGGCCCCAAAAGGGGAACUUUGCUGAAUCGCUACCUGAUAGACAUAAGGACUGAGGGGGAGUAGCUACCUGAUAGACAUUAGGAUUGAGGGGAGUAACUACCUGAUAGACAUUAGGACUGAGGGGGAGUAGCUACCUGAUAGACAUUAGGACUGAGGGGGAGUAACUACCUGAUAGACAUUAGGACUGAGGGGAGUAGCUACCUGAUAAACAUUAGGACUGAGCGGAGAAGCUGCCUGAUAGACAUUAGGAUUGAGGGGGAGUAGCUACCUGAUAGACAUUAGGACUGAGGGGGAGUAACUACCUGAUAGACAUUAGGACUGAGGGGAAUAGCUACCUGAUAGACAUUAGGACUGAGGGGAGUAACUACCUGAUAGACAUUAGGACUGAGGGGGAGUAGCUACCUGAUAGACAUUAGGACUGAGGGGAGUAGUUACCUGAUAGACAUUAGGAUUGAGGGGGAGUAGCUACCUGAUAGACUUUAGGACUAAGGGGAGUAGCUACCUGAUAGACAUUAGGACUAAGGGGAGUAGCUACCUGAUAGACAUUAGGAUUGAGGGUGAGUAACUACCUGAUAGACAUUAGGACUGAGGGUGAGUAACUACCUGAUAGACAUUAGGAUUGAGGGUGAGUAACUACCUGAUAGACAUUAGGACUGAGGGGGAGUAGCUACCUGGUCGACAUUAGGACUGAGGGUGAGUAACUACCUGAUAGACAUUAGGACUGAGGGGAGUAGUUACCUGAUAGACAUUAGGAUUGAGGGGGAGUAGCUACCUGAUAGACUUUAGGACUAAGAGGAGUAGCUACCUGAUAGACAUUAGGACUAAGGGGAGUAGCUACCUGAUAGACAUUAGGAUUGAGGGUGAGUAACUACCUGAUAGACAUUAGGACUGAGGGUGAGUAACUACCUGAUAGACAUUAGGAUUGAGGGUGAGUAACUACCUGAUAGACAUUAGGACUGAGGGGGAGUAGCUACCUGGUCGACAUUAGGACUGAGGGUGAGUAACUACCUGAUAAACAUUAGGAUUGAGGGUGAGUAACUACCUGAUAGACAUUAGGACUGAGGGGGAGUAGCUACCUGAUAGACAUUAGGACUGAGGGGGAGUAACUACCUGAUAGACAUUAGGACUGAGGGGAGUAGCAACCUGAUAGACAUUAGGAUUGAGGGGGAGUAGCUACCUGAUAGACAUUAGGAUUGAGGGGGAGUAACUACCUGAUAGACAUUAGGACUGAGGGGAGUAACUACCUGAUAGACAUUAGGACUGAGGGGAGUAGCUACCUGAUAGACAUUAGGACUGAGGGGGAGUAGCUACCUGAUAGACAUUAGGACUGAGGGGGAGUAGCUACAUGAUAGACAUUAGGACUGAGGGGGAGUAGCUACCUGAUAGACAUUAGGACUGAGGGGGAGUAACUACCUGAUAGACAUUAAGACUGAAGGGGAGUAGCUACCUGAUAGACAUUAGGACUGAGGGGGAGUAGCUACAUGAUAGACAUUAGGACUGAGGGGGAGUAACUACCUGAUAGACAUUAGGACUGAGGGGGAGUAGCUACCUGAUAGACAUUAGGACUGAGGGGGAGUAACUACCUGAUAGACAUUAAGACUGAAGGGGAGUAGCUACCUGAUAGACAUUAGGACUGAGGGGAGUAGCUACCUGAUAGACAUUAGGACUGAGGGGGAGUAGCUACCUGAUAGACAUUAGGAUUGAGGGGAGUAGCUACCUGAUAGACAUUAGGACUGAGGGGGAGUAACUACCUGAUAGACAUUAGGACUGAGGGGGAGUAGCUACCUGAUAGACAUUAGGACUGAGGGGGAGUAGCUACCUGAUAGACAUUAGGACUGAGGGGGAGUAGCUACCUGAUAGACAUUAGGACUGAGGGGGAGUAACUACCUGAUAGACAUUAGGACUGAGGGGGAGUAACUACCUGAUAGACAUUAGGACUGAGGGGAGUAACUACCUGAUAGACAUUAGGACUGAGGGGGAGUAACUACCUGAUAGACAUUAGGACUGAGGGGGAGUAACUACCUGAUAAACAUUAGGACUGAGGGGAGUAACUACCUGAUAGACAUUAGGACUGAGGGGAGUAGAUACCUGAUAGACAUUAGGACUGAGGGGGAGUAGCUACCUGAUAGACAUUAGGACUGAGGGGGAGUAGCUACCUGAUAGACAUUAGGACUGAGGGGGAGUAGCUACCUGAUAGACAUUAGGACUGAGGGGAGUAGCUACCUGAUAGACAUUAGGACUGAGGGGAGUAGCUACCUGAUAGACAUUAGGACUGAGGGGGAGUAGCUACCUGAUAGACAUUAGGACUGAGGGGUAGUAGCUACCUGAUAGACAUUAGGACUGAGGGGGAGUAGCUACCUGAUAGAGUGUCAUUUAGAGAUUUCACAUAUUGGUUAAUAUGGAACCACAAAAUGAUAUGAUCUCUUGUCCCUGAUCCAGUUACAUUGUGUCAGUAUGAGAAAUUUUUAAUGUGAUAUUAUUAAUGUAUCCUUCUAUCCCUUUUAUGUUCAUAUGGUGGAGCAGAUUUAAAUUAGUGAUAUGUGAAUUAAUUGUCUUGAGUUUUAAAUAUGAAUUAUUGAAAAAUGAAAAUUUUAAAUAGGAAAACAUUAUAUGAACAUCUAAUAAGUUGAUAGAGAAAAUCCAUACCUUAAUGAGAUAGUGUAAAAACGUGUUUGUGUUCAGAAAAGCAACUUAGACCACUUAGAGUAAUAUAGGUAAACUUCCCAAUCAAUAUAAUUUUACAACAUACAACAUAAUUUUACAACCACUUUUCUUUGAAGUUUUAUGAACUAGUGGAGUAAUAUCAGGUACUGGUCAGGGGGUAUAUUUAAUCCUUAAAAUAAAAUCUGUUUUAAUUCCUCCAAUGAUAAGAACAAAUGAAACAAUAUAGUAUUGUGAGACAAACUUGUUCUUUACCUGCUGUACCAUAGGUCAAAGUUCAAACCUGGUGGCUAACUUUUCAUUCAUUGAUGGAGUGGCUAAGAUAUCUAUAUUGGUAUAUAUUAUCAGUGUAUCUUAAUUUCUACAUUGAGUCAAUUGAUUGUUAGUUUUAUGUAAAUUUUACAUUUUACAUACACAUGACAGACUGGUCACCUCUAAAGCCUGACACUGCUCUAGAAUAACUGUAAAUGAAUUGUACAUGGAAGGGAAGUAACUCUUCCAGUCUUCUGUAUACACUGUCUCUUGUUUUACUGUGUGGUGACUAGUUUUAGUUAUAAAACUAUUGUUGUAUAUGUAUUUUAGUUUAAUAAAUUGAUAUUUAAGUUUAUACAUGAUCAUGAUAAAUACUAAAUUAGCUCUAACAUAAUUGCUACUAUCAAAAAUGAACUUAUUCAAACUUAAUUCCUUUUUCUUUAUAACCACAUAACUUUAUACUAGUAUUCCAGUGAAAUUUGUUUAUUUAUGAUAUUAUUUAGCAAAUAAAUUUAAAAAAAAAGUUUUGUGUUUUUAAGUAUUGGAUGUUUCACAUGAAAUCUGAUGUAAAAGAUAACUUCAUGAAUUGAUUCCAACUCUGCAUUAUCUUGUGUGUUUGUAAAACUGUUAUUUCACAUUAACAUUUCCUGUCCUCUGGACAAAUUAAAUUGUUCAAUUAGACUUUAAUAUCUGUUUUAACAAAACUUUUUGAACUCAUUUCAAAAGAGUAGCUGUUAAUCUUAAGUUGCAAUUCAUUCAGAGUUGAACAUUAUAAGAGACUUACAGUGAAAACCUGUUAUAGGCUUUCUAUGUGACUGAAAUGUUUCUAAAAUACAAUAUUAGAUUUCCGAAUGCAUAUUGUACCAUU
Molecule: messenger RNA, 6828 nt
Organism: Pecten maximus
Lineage: Eukaryota; Metazoa; Mollusca; Bivalvia; Pectinida; Pectinidae
Product: MIT domain-containing protein 1-like
Exons: 7
Coding region: 183-935 (250 amino acids)
Biological process (GO): midbody abscission
Cellular component (GO): midbody
Source: RefSeq, a predicted model, not a curated record